AUGAACGGGGUUCUCGCUGGCAGGGGGCCUGAGGAAUCUCUCGUGACGGCUCGAUCUCACGUCUCACGUCUCACGUCCUCUGCGAGGCCCAAUGGUGACCCCAGCGCCGACAUCAACCAGUUCCGGGACGAUGUCGAAGCAUUUCUCAAUGCCCGCCAUCCGCUUGGCUCGGAGAACACAGGACCAGCUCCGUCCAGCCCUCUCGCCAGUGCGAAACUAGUCAAGAGCACGACCUGGAACAAGUCGCCGGACUCGGUCUACAACGUGCGCUGGGCGACUUCUUCGGACAACACCAACACCGUGCCGGCGUACUAUCUUCGGUACCAGUCCAUCAGCAUCCAGGGAAAUCAAGUUCCGUUUGUCGACAUCCCGGCCAGACGCGAGGCGGAUUUCCUGUUUACCGGCGAGCUGGCGGGGUGCUCGCUGGUCGUCGUUCGCCGCGGUGAUGGCCUGCGCGUCUACCACGACUCUCGGUACUGCAGCUCCGUUCUGUAUGACAAUGUCGUGAUGGCCGUCGACUACUGUGACUACCGGGAGGCAUACGAGGAUCCCGUUUUGCGCAAAUUCGACCCGGCAACCGUCUUCAUGCACUGCCAAAACGGCACCUGGAAGCUGUACGCCCAGUUUCUACAGGAGAAUGAACAGCACAGCGGAGAGGUUGCCCGUGGGGACGUGCCGGAGUGCAAGCGGGUGCUGCGAUAUCGCGAUCGCGAUCAUUUCGUGGUCAAGACCCAGUAUGUGGCGCCCGACAUUGAGGCGGAUCGAGAAGUCCUCUACCAGGAACUCAAGAAGAUCGCCAUCGAGUACCUAGGGGCGGCCAAUGUUCCCACGACGCAGGAUGCUGAAUUCGCGGACUUUGCCCCGAACCAGCCUCCCAGUUUGAGUAACCCGGCCGUGGCUCGCACGGAGGCGCUGCGUCAAGCCAUGGUCCAACAUGGACUAGAAAACAUUUUCAAACAGAAAGUCGCCGAGAAAAAGGAGGAGGCCGCUCAACAGAAAGGCCGACCAGUGGACCCUACGCUUGAUCUUCACAGGGUGCACCAACGCCUCGAACUGGCCUUUCGGGUCUUCCUUAAGCGUUUGAGUGAUAGCAAAAGCACCGAUGCCACCUAUCUUUGGCUGAAGUUGAAGCAAGCGCAGAAUCUCCAGGCUGUGGUGGCUGAAUGAAGUGUGCCUGAUAUAUAUAAGGACGGCCUCAUUGGCGAUGGGGUUUGAAAUCGAGCGUUUUAGUUGUAGGAGGACAGAUUACUCAUAUUCGAUUUAC
Molecule: messenger RNA, 1264 nt
Organism: Aspergillus steynii IBT 23096
Lineage: Eukaryota; Fungi; Ascomycota; Eurotiomycetes; Eurotiales; Aspergillaceae
Exons: 3
Coding region: 1-1167 (388 amino acids)
Source: RefSeq, a predicted model, not a curated record